Sordaria macrospora k-hell is the source of this 1800-nucleotide messenger RNA. RefSeq lists its product as uncharacterized. Gene Ontology annotation, molecular function: acid phosphatase activity. Lineage: Eukaryota; Fungi; Ascomycota; Sordariomycetes; Sordariales; Sordariaceae. The record is from RefSeq and is a predicted model, not a curated record.
AUGAAUACGGCUACCAAAGGAACAACGUCCAGAGCAUCCUCUGCAUUUACCUCCCUUUUCAGGAGGGUGGGAGGAUGGGGCUCACAACAUAAAUACUCGCCACUCGAUCACGAUGGUGAAGCUUCAGAAGGAGGAGGAACUUCAGAGAGUCAGACUCAGGCAUUGCUUCCGAACGGCGAGUCGACAGACGACGACAACUUGGACGAGGAAAGUCAACUUCAACCCCAAAAACAGAGAAGCUUGCUUUAUCGGUUGGUUUGGGGAGAUCCUAAUAAGAUCUUUGUCAAACUCGUCAUGCUUCUCUUGAUGGUUCCGCUGUUCAGCUACCUGGCUGCUGCUUCAAUACGGGUACUCUCUCCAAAUCCAGUACCAUGCGACACUCCUGAACUUGGAUACCAAUGUGACCGGAAGACCACUCACACAUGGGGUCAAUACUCGCCCUUCUUCUCAGUUCCCUCGGAAAUCUCACCCUCCGUCCCCGAUGGCUGCCGCCUGACCUUCGCCCAAGUCCUCUCCCGUCAUGGCGCCCGCUUCCCGACCCCCGGCAAGGCCGCCGCCAUCUCCGCCGUCCUUACCAAAAUCAAGACAUCUGCCACUUGGUACGCUCGCGACUCGAAGUUCAUCAAGAACUACAACUACGUCCUGGGCGUAGACCACCUCACCGCCUUCGGCGAGCAAGAGAUGGUCAACUCCGGCAUCAAGCUCUACCAGCGUUACUCCUCGCUCAUCCGGGACUACACCGACCCUGGAUCGCUCCCCUUUGUCCGCGCCUCCGGUCAAGAGCGAGUGAUUGCCUCAGCCGAGAACUUCACUACCGGGCUCUACUCCGCUCUCUUAGCCGACAAACAACCUCCCUCCUCUGCCCUCCCGCUUCCACAACAGGAAAUGCUCAUCAUCUCCGAAGCCCCGACAGCAAACAACACCAUGCACCACGGCCUCUGCCGCGCCUUUGAGGAUUCCAUCACCGGCGACGAGGCGCAGGCAAAAUUCAUAGCCGCUAACUUCCCGCCCAUCACCGCGCGCUUGAAUACCCAGUUUAGGGGUGUAACCCUCUCCGACACGGACGUCGUCUCGCUCAUGGACUUGUGUCCGUUUGACACCGUGGCAUACCCGCCCCCUUCCCUCACCACCGCCUCUUCCCUCUCAGAGGGACCCAACAAGCGGAUCUCCCCCUUCUGCACCCUCUUCAACCCCCAAGACUUCACAAUCUACGACUACCUCCAAUCCCUAGGCAAGUACUACGGCUACGGCCCGGGUAAUUCCCUGGCUUCCACGCAAGGCGUAGGCUACGUCAACGAACUUCUCGCCCGGCUCACCCGUUCCCCAGUGGUCGAUAACACGACUACGAACUCCACUUUGACCGGAAACGAGGAAACUUUCCCUUUGAACAGGACCGUAUACGCGGACUUCAGCCACGACAAUGACAUGAUGGGUAUCUUAACCGCCCUGCGCCUCUUCGAGGGUGUGUCGCCCAUGAGCAACGAGACGAUACCUGAAAAGUAUGGCAAGACGGGUGAUGACGGAUUGACGGAAAAAGAUCUGUUCAAGGUGGGCUGGCAGGUGCCGUUUGCGGGGAGGGUGUAUUUCGAGAAGAUGGUUUGUGAUUCUGAUGCUGAUGGGGAUGGGAAGAUUGAUGAGAAUGAAGAAAAGGAAGAGAUGGUGAGGAUAUUGGUUAAUGAUCGCGUGGUUAGGCUGAAUGGGUGUGGGGCUGAUGAGGAGGGGAGGUGUAGAUUGGGGAAAUUUGUGGAGAGUAUGGAGUUUGCUAGGAAAGGGGGGGAUUGGGGGAGGUGUUUUGGGUAG